Molecule: messenger RNA, 2474 nt
Organism: Lingula anatina
Lineage: Eukaryota; Metazoa; Brachiopoda; Lingulata; Lingulida; Lingulidae
Product: cyclin-dependent kinase 9-like
Biological process (GO): protein phosphorylation
Cellular component (GO): nucleus
Molecular function (GO): cyclin-dependent protein serine/threonine kinase activity; ATP binding; RNA polymerase II CTD heptapeptide repeat kinase activity
Source: RefSeq, a predicted model, not a curated record
AUUAGUGCAGCGUGCCUUUUUUCUCUCCGAGGCAGAGAAGAACAUGAGCAAGAUAGAAGACCUUGAAUUUCCCUACUGCCAAGAUGUUAAUAAAUACGAGAAGCUGGCCAAAAUUGGACAGGGGACCUUUGGUGAAGUGUUUAAAGCUCGCGACAGGAAAACAAAAACCUUGGUCGCCCUCAAGAAAGUUCUUAUGGAAAAUGAAAAGGAAGGGUUUCCCAUCACAGCAUUGAGAGAGAUUAAGAUUUUGCAGCUUCUGAAGAAUGAAAAUGUUGUUAAUUUAAUUGAAAUUUGUAGGAGUAAAGCCACACCCUACAACAGAUUCAAGAGCACUUUCUACUUGGUAUUUGAAUUCUGUGAACAUGACUUAGCGGGACUUCUUAGUAAUUCUAAUGUGAAGUUCACCUUGGGGGAAAUCAAGAAAGUUAUGCAGCAACUGCUCAAUGGAUUAUAUUACAUCCACAGUAACAAAGUGCUUCAUAGAGACAUGAAAGCAGCUAAUAUUCUAAUAACAAAAUCAGGACAGUUGAAAUUAGCUGAUUUUGGACUUGCUAGAGCUUUCAGUAUUAACAACAAAGGCCAGCCAAUGAGAUAUACCAAUCGUGUUGUUACUCUAUGGUAUCGCCCCCCAGAACUUUUGCUUGGUGAAAGGGAUUAUGGGCCAGCUAUUGACAUGUGGGGCGCGGGAUGUAUUAUGGCAGAAAUGUGGACUAGAAGUCCUAUAAUGCAAGGGGACACUGAGCAACGCCAGCUACAGCUGAUCACACAACUUUGUGGUUCUAUCACAACAAAGGUAUGGCCCGAUGUGGAAAAAUACGAACUUUACACCAAAAUGGAGCUACCAAAGGACCAAAAACGUAAAGUAAAGGAUCGCCUGAAAGCCUACAUUAAAGACCAAUAUGCCUUGGACUUACUGGAUAAGUUACUCACACUGGACCCAACCAAACGUAUCGAUGGUGACCGAGCUUUGGACCAUGAUUUUUUCUGGACAGACCCACGUCCUUGUGAGCUGGGUAAAAUGCUGUCCCAGCAUACUAUGUCCAUGUUUGAGUACCUGGCGCCCCCUAGGAGGCGUGGAGCUGGACCACACCAGCAGCAGCCUGUUGCUAAACCUGCAGCAAGCAUGGACCAACAUUUUGAUAGGAUAUUCUAGUCGUUUUAAUUAUGAUUGGGUCAUUGUCUUUUACUUCAAAUGUGAAGAGUCAUGUUUUUGUAUACAAAAAGCAUAAGAUUUUGAUCUUUUAUAUCACCAACAUAUUUUACCCUCUGUCAUUUCCUUUUUUUCAUUUAUUCAUCUCUCUGAUUAGAUAAUUAUGUUAGAAGCAACCACAUUGCAGAUUAACUGUCUUAAAUUUAACUGGAAGGAAAAUAAGAUGUUGAAGAAACAUAACGAUCCCAAAAGUACAAAGAGAGAAAUUACUGUGGAAUACCCCAUGAUAAUCAUACUUGUCUGGAGUAGGACAAGACAUACUGGUAUAAUAUUUGGCAUAAAUAACACAGGCCUAAAACCAACAAUUUCAAAUGUGGUUUAAGCUUGUGGACUUUUUACCCCCUUAGUUGAUCUAACAUGAGGAAUUGCAUAGAACCUGGACCAAAUUUUGAUUCAAAGUGGAUCUUUUUCUCCCAAAAGGGCAAUUCUUUUUAACCCUACCACCUGAUUUUGUUCCAAGUGUUCAGUGUAUAAAACAUUUAAAAUCUUUUGUUAUAAUCUAGAUAUUGUGUCAGUUUUUUUUUUUUACAGUAAAUCCUUUAAUUCCAAUUGUAUUAAAUGAAUGAUAAGGGUAUCGGCAAUUAUUAUUGUAAUUCUAGAGAAUGGGUAAAAUUACUGAAUUUGUAUGGCAUGGAUAUUUUGAAGGAACUCAUUUGGAAAAUUAUCCUUUAUUGCUUUUUAAGUUGAUAUAUUGGUACUGUGCUCACAGUAAAGGGAUGUUCAAGUUGAUGUAGAGCAAUCAGAUGCAAGUAGGUUGUCAUUUAUUGACUAAAAUUCACCAUAAUUUAAAUGCAAAAUUGAGAUGAGAAUAUAUGAUAUUUUUGCUUCCAUUCACUGUGGAAUUAGAGAUAUUUGAAUUUUUGUGCAAUUGCCUAAGGCCAGUUUAUAAGUAAGUCAUGUUUUCAAUUCAAGGGAACAGAAACCUGCAAUAGAUAUUGUCUAGUAUGAAGUGCUUGGUUUUCGUCUUUCAGUAUUGCAAUUUUUAUAAGGGACCACAGGAUGUCUUAGAGUUGGUUGCUGUAACUUAAAAAAGUUUGCUAACUCUCAUAGGUGCUUUUUUUUUUACAUAAUUUGAAUUUAUACUUGGAACAACGCACAUGAAAUGUGAGGCCGAGAUUAUUAUUAUUAUAUAACUAUUAAUGUUGACUUUGUUAUUUGAAUACUUCGUAAAAGAAACUGCAUUUCUAUUAUCAGAUAUAUUAACUAUAUAUAGUGCUUCAUGCAUGACAUGUUAUCUUAAAGAAUAAAGAUCAUUACAGUAUUA